UUCUCCACUCUAUUGAAGGCGGGCUAAUUACUUGGGAUCGUGUUUUUGUGCUGCAAUGUCAGAGAAGAAGGCAGAUGUCCCACAGUUGUCGACAAGGAACUGGGUUCGAGUUACAUUGACAGCCGCCAGUGUCAAACCACUUGAGAAAGUCACUGAUGGUCUUAUCAAGAAGGCGAAAGAUCAAAAUCUGAGGGUUAAGGGCCCUGUACGUAUGCCAACAAAAGUGUUACGAAUCACUACGCGAAAAACACCAUGUGGUGAGGGCUCAAAGACUUGGGACAGGUUUCAGUUCAGGAUUCACAAGCGUGUAAUUGACCUAUUGUCGACGGAUGAAGCUACCCAACAGCUUAAACACAUAUAUCUAGAGCCUGGUGUUAACUGUGAUGUUAAAGUCGCAGGAGAUUUGUAAUUUGUAAUAAAGUUUUAACGGAUA
Schistosoma curassoni is the source of this 433-nucleotide messenger RNA. The record is from the annotation of a GenBank genome assembly. NCBI's taxonomy places the organism in Eukaryota, Metazoa, Platyhelminthes, Trematoda, Strigeidida, Schistosomatidae.